UCUAGAUGCCUAUCGAUUGGGCACAAUCGCAUAAUCCAUGAAUGGGAAACCUAUCAAAGACAAGUUGAAAGAAUCUUCAAGGGCAGCAUCACACCUUGAGAUUCUCCCUUUGUUCUCCCACAAUAGUAUUGAAUUAUUCUUUCAAGACCAAUUGUUGUAAAAUCAGUCAGAUGAUGUAAAAUGAAUCCUAAGACACAAAGUCUUCACAAUGGCCAUUGUAGCUUGCAAUCUCUUAUUUAAACACUCUUAAGUUUCUAAUAUUUAGAAUUUUCUUCAGAGCUAUCAACUUCGCCUUACAGUUAGAGAGGACAUACAGCUAUAACACAAAAGAACAAGAAGAAAACCCGCCCAUCACAUCCCCAACAUUACAGUACAUCAUGUCCUCCAUAGAUACCAUCAACGCCCUCCACGCUGAGGCGUCACGAAUUAUUCACAUACUCGGCCGAGCACCUACCCGCGCUGAGCAGGGCCUUGCGCUGGAGCUAGCUGACAAGGCUUUGGAACUUGCUGUCGAGGCCGGUUUCGACGGUCCUACGAUAGAGGCCUGCGAAACCUUCCAGCGCCUUUGCUACGACUCUCUAUUACAUUCCUACAGCUGGACAGACAACCACGAGCGUCGCAUGUACAAGAAAAGCUCGUCAAGAACUCCGGUAGAGCGGAAGCGGUCGUCUAGGAUCUACAAUGUCGACAAGGGAGAGCACGUGCUCGAGGCUCUUGAGGCUGUCCAUAUUGGAAACCUGUUGAGUAGCCGUACAUCGGUUGAACCAGAUGUGUGGAAUCGCAGGAUUCGGUGGGUCGAUGAAGUUAUGGACCAGCCGAUUCGUACGUGGGUUCAUUAGCACGACGGUGUGCGAGCGGACUUGUAGGUAUCAAGCCUGGAGCUUGUUUCUUGGCAGUGCGGACAGGUCCUUUUCUUAGCCUACUAUAUUACAUAUAUACUACCUACCUAUAUAUACUUCAUCCAAGGUGGAUUCAAUUUAGUACAAUACAAUCGGCUAUAUAGGAGUCUAGUUGGCUUGUUUUACAUAGCAAUUAUUAUUUAAUAAAAGAAGUACAUACACA
Daldinia decipiens is the source of this 1062-nucleotide messenger RNA. RefSeq lists its product as uncharacterized. Bases 378 to 839 code for a protein of 153 amino acids. Lineage: Eukaryota; Fungi; Ascomycota; Sordariomycetes; Xylariales; Hypoxylaceae. The record is from RefSeq and is a predicted model, not a curated record. The transcript has a single exon.